Manis pentadactyla (Chinese pangolin) is the source of this 2217-nucleotide messenger RNA. RefSeq names its product podocalyxin like 2 (gene PODXL2). The transcript is spliced from 8 exons. The coding region runs from base 56 to 1942 and encodes 628 amino acids. Lineage: Eukaryota; Metazoa; Chordata; Mammalia; Pholidota; Manidae. The record is from RefSeq and is a predicted model, not a curated record.
CUGACGCCGGCCGAGGCGCCGCGCCGCUGUGGCUGCGGGCAGCGACGGCUGCACCAUGGGCCGGCUGGUGCGGGCCGCUCGGCUGUCGCCGCUGCUGCUCUUGCUGGCCGCGGGAGCGUCCCUGGGUGUGCGUGCGGCUGGGCCUGAUGAGCCAGGCCCAGAGGGCCUCACCUCCACCUCUCUUCUGGACCUCCUGCUGCCCACUGGCCUGGAGCCGCUGGACGCGGAGGAGCCCAGUGAGGCCAUGGGACUGGGGGCGAGCCUGGGAGCCCCUGGCUCGGGCUUCCCCAGCGAAGACAGCGAAGAGUCCCGCAUCCUGCAGCCACCACAGUACUUCUGGGAAGAGGAGGAGGGGCUCAACGACUCCAGUCUGGACCUGGGGCCCACUGCAGACUACGUUUUUCCAGACUUGACUGAGAAGGCGGGUCCCAUAGAAGACACCAGCCAGGGCCAGGAGAUGCCAAGCCCCCCGUCUCCCUUGCCCAAGAUGAACCUGGGGGAGCCGCCCUGGCAUAUGGGUCCCAGAGAGGAGGAAGAAGAGGAGGAGGAGCAGAAGGAGGAGGCGGAGAGGGAAGAGGAGGCGGAGGAGGAACUGCUGCCUGUGAAUGGACCCCAGGAAGCAGCUCAAACUCAGGCCCGUGACUUUGUUCCCACCAGCAGCAGCCAGGCCCCAGGGGCCUCCAAACACAGGCAUGAAGAUUCUGGGGACCAGGCUUCCUCCGGUGUGGAGGUGGGAAGCAGCAUGGAGCCCAGCCUGUUACCACCCUCUGUCACCCUGAGUACAGUGACCCUGGGGGGUCAGGACGUCAUCAGCCAGGAGGCAGGAGGCACAGUGCUGCCGGCCACAGGGCAUGGGGUAGAGUUUGAAGCCCCUCAGGAGGCGAGUGAGGAGGCCACCGUGGGAGCCACGGGGUUGGCAGGCAAGCAGGGGGAGGCGCCGUCCUUGGCUUCAUUCCCUCAAAUGGAAGCUCCCAGCGGGGCUGAGGCCCCCGAUGAAGACUCCCUCUAUCCCGGAGACUCAGCCCCUUUCCCACUGGCCCCCCGAAGCAUGGAACUGACACCUUCCUCUGCUACUGUGGGGCAAGAAGACCUCAGCCAGCAGCCCCAAGAAGGGCAGGCUGCUGAAGUUCAGUCCAGAAUACCCUGGGAUUCUACUCAGGUGAUCUGCAAAGAGUGGAGCAACCUGGCUGGGAAAAACUACAUCAUUCUGAACAUGACCGAGAACAUAGACUGUGAGGUGUUCCGGCAGCACCGGGGGCUGCAGCUCCUGGCCCUGGUGGAGGAGGUGCUGCCCCGCCACGGCAGUGGCCGGCACGGGGCCUGGCACAUCUCCCUGAGCAAGCCUAGUGAGAAGGAGCAGCACCUCCUGAUGGCCUUAGUGGGCGAGCAGGGGGUGGUGCCCACUCAAGAUGUCCUCUCCAUGCUGGGUGACAUCCGCAGGAGUCUGGUGGAGAUUGGCAUCCAGAACUACUCCACGACAAGCAGCUGCCAGGCACGGGCCAGUCAGGCUCGCAGUGACUACGGGACACUGUUUGUGGUGCUGGUGGUCAUUGGUGCCAUCUGUGUCAUCAUCAUCGUGCUGGGCCUGCUCUACAACUGCUGGCAGCGCCGGCUGCCUAAGCUCAAACAUGUGGUCACAGGCCGGUUCCUGGGCGUGUGCCUGCAGUUGUCCGGCGGGUGGGGGCCGGGGCGGCGGCGCUCGCCCAGCGGCCCUCUUCCACCGCCGCAGUCGCAUGGCGAGGAGCUGCGCUUCGUAGAGAACGGCUGCCACGACAACCCCACGCUGGACGUGGCCAGCGACAGCCAGUCGGAGAUGCAGGAGAAGCAGCCCAGCCUGAACGGCGGCGGGGCUGUCAACGGCCCGGGGGGCUGGAGCGCGCUCAUGGGGGGCAAGCGGGACCCCGAGGACUCGGACGUGUUCGAGGAGGACACGCACCUGUGAGGGCGGCUUCGACCCGCUGCACCCCCAAGGCCAUAUGCCCUCGCCCCGCAGAGGCUGCGCCGGGACGAGCAGGGCGGCCCCGGAGCAGAAGCCACGCCUCCCCUCCCUUCCCGGCCUCGGCCGCCCCCCGCAGCCUGGCCCUGGGUGCGGGGCCUCCUGCUUCCCACCGACUCACAAAACAGCCUCGGCACAGCCCUCCCACCCCAGUGACGCCCCAGGGGCCGGCCCCGGAACCCCAUUAAACCCGCCCGGAGACCCCGCCGGGCCCAGCCCGU